Messenger RNA from Dipodomys spectabilis (banner-tailed kangaroo rat), 11729 nucleotides. RefSeq names its product CUB and Sushi multiple domains 2 (gene Csmd2). Bases 15 to 10847 code for a protein of 3610 amino acids. NCBI's taxonomy places the organism in Eukaryota, Metazoa, Chordata, Mammalia, Rodentia, Heteromyidae. The transcript is spliced from 71 exons. The record is from RefSeq and is a predicted model, not a curated record.
CUGCCGGCCGCGCCAUGCCGCGCUCGCGGGGACGGGAGCUGGGGCGCUGCGGCUGCCCCGCGGGGAGGGCUCUCGGCGAAGCCGGGAUUUCGGCACUCGUGCCGGGCGCGGGGAGCCGCUGGGGCCGCCCAAUACCGCUGCUGCCGCCGCCGCCGCCGCCGCCGCUGCUGCUGCUCCUGGGCUGGGGGCUGCUGAGCGCCUCGGCCGCCGCGGGCCAGAACUGCACAUUUCAACUACAAGGUCCCAAUGGGACGGUGGAGAGCCCCGGGUUCCCGUAUGGUUACCCCAAUUAUGCCAACUGCACAUGGACCAUCACCGCCGAGGACCAGCACAGGGUCCAGCUUGUGUUCCAGUCCUUUGCCCUAGAAGAGGAUUUCGAUGUCCUGUCAGUGUUUGAUGGCCCGCCCCAGCCAGAGAACCUGCGAACCAGGCUCACUGGCUUUCAGCUGCCGGCCACCAUUGUCAGUGCUGCCACCACUCUGUCCCUGCGCCUCAUCAGCGACUACGCAGUCAGCGCCCAGGGCUUUCACGCCAGCUAUGAAGUUCUCCCCAGCCACACGUGCGGGAACCCCGGGAGGCUGCCCAACGGCAUCCAGCAGGGCUCCACCUUCAAUCUCGGCGACAAAGUCCGCUACAGCUGCAACCCCGGCUUCUUCCUGGAGGGCCACGCCGUGCUCACCUGCCAUGCUGGCUUUGAGAACAGUGCCAUGUGGGACUUCCCUCUGCCCUCCUGUAGAGCGGACGAUGCCUGCGGUGGGACCCUGAGAGGUCAGAGCGGCAUCAUCUCCAGCCCACACUUCCCUUCUGAGUAUCACAACAACGCUGACUGCACAUGGACCAUUCUGGCUGAGCUCGGAGACACCAUCGCCCUGGUCUUCAUUGACUUCCAGUUAGAGGACGGAUACGACUUUCUGGAGGUCACAGGGACCGAAGGCUCCUCCCUGUGGUUCACUGGAGCCAGCCUCCCAGCCCCUGUUAUCAGCAGCAAGAACUGGCUGAGGCUGCACUUCACAUCAGAUGGCAACCAUCGGCAGCGUGGAUUCAGUGCUCAGUAUCAAGUCAAGAAGCAAAUUGAGCUGAAGUCUCGAGGUGUGAAACUGAUGCCAAGCAAAGACAACAACCAGAAGACAUCUGUGUUAACUCAGGUUGGUGUGUCCCAAGGACAUAAUAUGUGUCCAGACCCUGGCAUACCUGAAAGGGGCAAAAGACUAGGCACAGAUUUCAGGUUAGGAUCCAGUGUCCAGUUUACCUGCAACGAGGGCUACGACCUGCAAGGGUCCAAGCGGAUCACCUGUAUGAAAGUGAGCGACAUGUUUGCAGCCUGGAGCGACCACAGGCCAGUCUGCCGAGCUCGAAUGUGUGAUGCCCACCUUCGAGGCCCCUCAGGCAUCAUCACCUCCCCCAAUUUCCCCAUUCAGUAUGACAACAAUGCACACUGUGUGUGGAUCAUCACAGCGCUCAACCCUGCCAAGGUGAUCAAGCUGGCUUUUGAGGAGUUUGAUUUGGAGAGGGGCUAUGACACCCUGACAGUUGGCGAUGGUGGGCAGGAUGGGGACCAGAAGACAGUUCUCUAUAUCCUGACAGGAACAUCGGUCCCAGAUCUCAUUGUUAGCACCAACCACCAAAUGUGGCUGCUCUUCCAGACAGAUGGCAGUGGCAGCUCUCUGGGAUUCAAAGCCUCCUAUGAAGAGAUCGAGCAGGGCAGUUGCGGCGACCCUGGCAUACCUGCCUACGGCCGGCGGGAAGGUUCCCGCUUUCACCACGGUGACACACUCAAGUUUGAGUGCCAGCCCGCCUUUGAGCUGGUGGGGCAGAAGGCAAUCACAUGCCAAAAGAAUAACCAGUGGUCAGCUAAGAAGCCAGUCUGUGUGUUUUCCUGUUUCUUCAACUUCACCAGCCCCUCUGGGAUUGUCUUGUCUCCCAACUACCCAGAAGACUAUGGCAACCACCUCCACUGUGUCUGGCUCAUCCUAGCUCGACCUGAGAGUCGCAUCCAUCUGGCUUUCAAUGAUAUUGACGUGGAGCCUCAGUUUGAUUUCCUAGUCAUCAAAGAUGGAGCUACUGCUGAGGCCCCAGUCCUGGGUACCUUCUCUGGAAACCAGCUCCCCUCAUCCAUCACAAGCAGCGGCCAUGUGGCCCGCCUCGAAUUCCAGACUGACCACUCCACAGGGAAGAGAGGAUUCAACAUCACCUUUACCACCUUCCGUCACAAUGAGUGCCCGGAUCCUGGUGUUCCAGUCAAUGGCAAACGGUUUGGUGACAGCCUGCAACUAGGCAGCUCCAUCUCCUUCCUGUGUGAUGAAGGCUUCCUUGGCACACAGGGUUCAGAGACCAUCACCUGUGUGCUGAAGGAGGGCAGCGUGGUCUGGAACAGUGCUGUGUUACGCUGUGAAGCUCCCUGCGGUGGUCAUCUGACCUCACCCAGUGGUACCAUCCUUUCUCCAGGCUGGCCUGGCUUCUACAAGGAUGCUCUGAGCUGUGCCUGGGUGAUCGAAGCACAGCCAGGCUACCCCAUCAAAAUCACCUUUGACAGAUUUAAAACUGAGGUUAACUAUGACACCCUGGAAGUACGAGAUGGACGGACGUACUCAGCACCCUUGAUUGGGGUUUACCACGGGACCCAGGUCCCCCAGUUCCUCAUCAGCACCAGCAACUACCUCUACCUCCUCUUCUCUACAGACAAGAGUCAUUCGGACAUUGGCUUCCAGCUCCGCUAUGAAACUAUAACACUGCAAUCAGACCACUGCCUGGAUCCAGGGAUCCCCGUCAACGGGCAACGUCAUGGGAAUGACUUCUAUGUGGGUGCUCUGGUGACAUUCAGCUGUGAUUCAGGCUAUACAUUAAGUGACUCAGAGCCCCUGGAAUGUGAGCCCAACUUCCAGUGGAGCCGGGCCCUGCCCAGCUGCGAAGCACUGUGUGGUGGUUUCAUUCAAGGCUCCACUGGUACCAUCUUGUCACCAGGGUUCCCUGACUUCUACCCCAACAACUUGAACUGCACCUGGAUUAUUGAAACAUCUCAUGGAAAGGGUGUGUUCUUUACUUUCCAUACCUUCCACUUGGAGAGUGGCCACGACUACCUCCUCAUCACUGAGAAUGGCAGCUUUACCCAGCCCCUGCGGCAGUUGACUGGCUCAAGGCUACCAGCUCCCAUCAGUGCUGGGCUCUAUGGCAACUUCACCGCCCAGGUCCGCUUUGUUUCUGAUUUCUCUAUGUCAUACGAAGGAUUCAACAUCACCUUCUCAGAGUACGACUUGGAGCCCUGUGAGGAGCCCGAGGUCCCGGCAUACAGCAUCCGGAAGGGCUUACAGUUUGGUGUGGGUGACACCUUGACCUUCUCCUGCUUCCCCGGGUACCGUCUGGAGGGCACCGCCCGCAUCACGUGCCUGGGGGGCAGACGGCGCCUGUGGAGCUCGCCUCUGCCAAGGUGUGUUGCUGAGUGUGGGAAUUCAGUCACGGGCACCCAGGGUACUCUGCUGUCCCCCAACUUUCCUGUGAACUACAAUAACAAUCAUGAAUGCAUCUACUCCAUCCAGACCCAGCCAGGGAAGGGGAUUCAGCUCAGAGCCAAGGCUUUUGAACUCUCUGAUGGAGAUGUCCUCAAGGUCUAUGAUGGCAGCAACAAUUCCGCCCGUCUGCUGGGGGUCUUCAGUCGCACUGAGAUGUUGGGGGUGACUUUGAACAGCACAUCCAGCAGCCUGUGGCUUGACUUCGUCACGGAUGCUGAAAAUACCAGUAUGGGCUUUGAACUGCAGUUUUCCAGUUUUGAGCUCAUCAAAUGUGAAGACCCAGGAACCCCACAGUUUGGCUACAAGGUUCAUGAUGAAGGUCAUUUUGCAGGAAGCUCUGUGUCUUUUAGCUGUGAUCCUGGCUACAACCUCCGGGGCAGUGAAGAGCUGCUGUGUCUGAGUGGGGAACGAAGGACCUGGGACCGGCCACUGCCCACCUGUGUAGCUGAGUGUGGAGGAAUACUGAGAGGAGAGCUAUCGGGGCAAGUGUUGUCACCCGGCUACCCAGCUCCCUACGAACACAAUCUCAACUGUAUCUGGACCAUAGAAGCAGACGCUGGCUGCACCAUUGGGCUUCACUUUCUGGUGUUUGACACGGAGGAAGUUCACGACGUGCUGCGCAUUUGGGAUGGGCCUGUGGAGAGCGGGGUGCUGCUGAAAGAGCUGAGCGGCCCCAUGCUGCCCAAGGAUCUGCACAGCACCUUCAACUCUGUCGUCCUGCAGUUCAGCACGGACUUCUUCACCAGCAAGCAGGGCUUUGCCAUUCAGUUCUCAGUGUCCACAGCAACAUCCUGCAAUGACCCUGGGGUUCCACAGAAUGGGAGCCGGAGUGGCAACAGUUGGGAAGCCGGUGACUCCACGGUGUUCCAAUGUGAUCCUGGCUACGCACUGCAGGGCAGCGCCGAGAUCAGCUGCGUGAAGAUCGAAAACAGAUUCUUCUGGCAGCCCAGCCCGCCCACAUGCAUCGCUCCUUGUGGGGGAGACCUGACAGGACCAUCCGGAGUCAUCUUGUCACCAAACUACCCAGAGCCCUACCCACCAGGCAAGGAAUGUGACUGGAAAGUGACUGUGUCUGCAGACUACGUCAUCGCCCUGGUAUUUAACAUCUUUAACUUGGAGCCUGGCUAUGACUUCCUCCAUAUCUACGAUGGACGAGACUCUCUCAGCCCGCUCAUAGGAAGCUUUUAUGGCUCCCAGCUCCCAGCCCGCAUUGAAAGCAGCAGCAACAGCCUCUUCCUUGCAUUCCGCAGCGAUGCGUCUGUGAGCAACGCUGGCUUCGUCAUUGACUACACAGAAAACCCACGGGAGUCAUGUUUUGACCCGGGUUCCAUCAAGAACGGCACACGAGUGGGGUCCGACCUGAAGCUGGGCUCUUCUAUCACCUACUACUGCCACGCAGGCUACGAGGUUGAGGGCACCUCCACCCUGAGCUGCGUCCUGGGGCCGGAUGGGAAGCCUGUGUGGAACAACCCACGUCCGCUCUGCACAGCCCCCUGUGGAGGCCAGUAUGUGGGUUCUGAUGGUGUGGUCUUGUCUCCCAACUACCCCCAGAACUACACCAGUGGACAGUCCUGCUUGUACUUUGUCACUGUGCCCAAGGACUAUGUGGUGUUUGGUCAGUUUGCCUUCUUCCACACGGCCCUCAACGACGUGGUGGAAGUGCACGAUGGCCACAGCCAGCACGCUCGGCUCCUCAGCUCACUCUCUGGCUCCCACACAGGAGAGUCACUGCCCCUGGCCACCUCCAAUCAAGUUCUCAUUAAGUUCAGUGCCAAAGGCCAAGCACCAGCCCGAGGCUUCCAUUUUGUCUACCAAGCGGUGCCCCGAACCAGUGCCACACAAUGCAGCUCAGUGCCGGAACCCCGCUAUGGCAAAAGGCUGGGCAGUGAUUUCUCCGUGGGGGCCAUCGUUCGUUUCGAAUGCAACUCCGGCUAUGCCCUGCAGGGGUCCCCAGAAAUUGAGUGCCUCCCUGUGCCUGGGGCAUUGGCCCAGUGGAAUGUCUCAGCACCAACUUGUGUGGUGCCCUGUGGCGGCAACCUCACAGAGCGCAGGGGCACCAUCCUCUCCCCUGGCUUCCCAGAGACCUACCUCAACAGCCUCAACUGUGUAUGGAAGAUCAUGGUGCCAGAAGGAGCUGGCAUCCAGAUCCAGGUCAUCAGUUUUGUCACGGAGCAGAACUGGGACUCCCUGGAAGUGUUCGAUGGUGCAGACAACACUGUAACGAUGCUUGGAAGCUUCUCAGGAACAACCGUGCCUGCCCUCCUGAACAGUACCUCCAACCAGCUCUACCUUCACUUCUACUCGGACAUCAGUGUAUCUGCUGCAGGGUUCCACUUGGAGUACAAAACGGUGGGUCUGAGCAGUUGUCCUGAACCAGCUGUGCCCAGUAAUGGGGUGAAGACUGGUGAACGCUACUUGGUGAAUGAUGUGGUCUCUUUCCAGUGUGAGCCAGGAUAUGCUCUCCAGGGCCACGCCCACAUCUCCUGCAUGCCUGGAACAGUACGGCGAUGGAACUACCCUCCUCCACUCUGUAUUGCACAGUGUGGGGGAGCUGUGGAAGAGAUGGAGGGGGUGAUCCUGAGUCCCGGCUUUCCAGGCAACUACCCCAGUAAUAUGGACUGCUCAUGGAAGAUCGCACUGCCAGUGGGCUUUGGAGCUCACAUCCAGUUCCUGAACUUCUCCACGGAGCCCAACCAUGACUUCAUAGAAAUUCGGAAUGGCCCCUACGAGACCAGCCGCAUGAUGGGCAGAUUCAGCGGAAGUGAGCUGCCAGGUUCCCUUCUCUCCACAUCCCACGAGACCACUGUGUAUUUCCACAGCGACCACUCCCAGAACCGGCCAGGAUUUAAGCUGGAGUACCAGGCCUAUGAACUUCAAGAGUGCCCAGAUCCAGAGCCCUUUGCUAAUGGCAUAGUGAGAGGGGCUGGCUAUAAUGUUGGACAAUCAGUGACCUUCGAGUGCCUGUCAGGAUAUCAACUAAUAGGCCACCCUGUCCUCACGUGUCAACAUGGCACCAAUCGGAACUGGGACCAUCCGCUGCCCAGGUGUGAAGUCCCCUGCGGUGGGAACAUCAGCUCUCCGAAUGGCACCGUGUACUCCCCGGGAUACCCCAGUCCAUACUCCAGCUCCCAAGACUGUGUCUGGCUGAUCACUGUGCCCAUUGGUCAUGGGGUCCACCUCAACCUCAGCCUGCUACAGACAGAGCCCUCUGGAGACUUCAUCACUGUCUGGGAUGGACCACAGCAGACGUCUCCACAGCUUGGCGUCUUCACCCGGAGCCUGGCCAAGAAAACCGUGCACAGCUCCACCAACCAGGUCCUGCUCAAGUUCCACCAGGAUGCGGCCACAGGAGGGAUCUUUGCCAUCGCCUUCUCUGCUUAUCCACUCACCAAAUGUCCUCCUCCCACCAUCUUCCCCAAUGCUGAAGUAGUCACUGAGAAUGAAGAAUUCAACAUAGGUGACAUCGUGCGCUAUAGGUGCCUACCUGGCUUUACCUUAGUGGGGAAUGAAAUCCUGACCUGCAAACUUGGAACCUAUCUGCAGUUUGAAGGCCCACCCCCCAUUUGUGAAGUACACUGCCCAACAAAUGAGCUUCUGACAGACUCCACUGGCGUCAUCCUGAGCCAGAGCUACCCUGGAAGCUACCCCCAGUUCCAGACCUGCUCUUGGCUGGUGAGAGUCGAGCCAGACUACAACAUCUCCCUGACGGUGGAAUACUUCCUCAGUGAGAAGCAGUAUGAUGAGUUUGAGAUCUUUGAUGGUCCCUCAGGACAAAGUCCUCUACUGAAAGCCCUCAGUGGGAAUUAUUCAGCUCCCCUGAUUGUCACCAGCACCGGCAACUCUGUGUACCUGCGCUGGUCAUCUGACCAUGCCUACAAUCGGAAGGGCUUUAAGAUUCGGUAUUCAGCUUCUUACUGCAGCCUGCCCAGGGCUCCACUCCAUGGCUUCAUUCUGGGUCAGACCAGCACCCAGCCAGGUGGCUCCAUCCACUUUGGUUGUAACGCAGGAUACCGCUUGGUGGGACACAGCAUGGCCAUCUGUACCCGGCACCCCCAGGGCUACCACCUGUGGAGUGAGGCCAUUCCUCUCUGUCAAGCUCUUUCCUGCGGCCUUCCUGAUGCCCCCAAGAAUGGAAUAGUGUUUGGCAAGGAGUACACGGUGGGGACCAAGGCUGUGUACAGCUGCAAUGACGGUUACCACCUCCAGGCAGGUGCUGAGACCACCACAGAGUGUUUGGAUACAGGCCUGUGGAGCAAUCGCAACAUCCCCCCACUGUGUGUCCCUGUCACCUGCCCUGAUGUCAGCAGCAUCAGCGUGGAGCAUGGCCGGUGGAGGCUUAUCUUUGAGACCCAGUACCAGUUCCAGGCCCAGCUGAUGCUCAUCUGUGACCCUGGCUACUACUACACUGGCCAAAGGGUCAUCCGCUGCCAGGCCAAUGGCAGGUGGAGCCUUGGAGACUCUAUGCCCACUUGCCAAAUCAUCUCCUGUGGAGAGCUCCCCGUGCCCCCCAGCGGGCACCGCAUCGGGACAUUGUCUGUCUAUGGGGCAACUGCCAUCUUCUCCUGCAAUUCCGGAUACACGCUGGUGGGCUCCAGGGUGCGGGAGUGCAUGGCCAAUGGGCUCUGGAGUGGCUCUGAAGUCCACUGCCUUGCUGGACACUGUGGGACUCCUGAGCCUAUUGUCAACGGACACAUCAAUGGGGAAAACUACAACUACCGGGGCAGUGUGGUGUACCAGUGCAAUGCUGGCUUCCGCCUCAUUGGCAUGUCUGUGCGCAUCUGCCAGCAAGACCAUCACUGGUCGGGCAAGACUCCUUUCUGUGUGCCAAUUACCUGUGGACACCCAGGCAACCCUCUCAAUGGCCUCACUCAGGGAAACCAGUUCAAUCUCAACGAUGUGGUCAAGUUUGUUUGCAACCCUGGGUACAUAUCUGAGGGGGCUGCUAGGUCCCAGUGCCUGGCCAGUGGGCAGUGGAGUGAUGCACUGCCCACCUGCAGAAUCAUCAACUGUACAGAUCCCGGGCACCAAGAAAACAGCAUCCGACAAGUCCAUGCCAGCGGCCCACACAGGUUCAGCUUCGGAACCACUGUGUCCUACCAGUGCAACCACGGCUUCUAUCUCCUAGGCACCCCAGUGCUCAGCUGCCAGGGAGAUGGCACCUGGGACCGACCCCGCCCACAGUGUCUCUUGGUAUCCUGCGGCCAUCCAGGAUCUCCACCUCAUUCCCAGAUGUCUGGAGACAGUUUUACCGUAGGGGCCGUGGUGCGUUACAGCUGUACGGGCAAGCGGACUCUGGUGGGAAAUGCCACCCGAAUGUGUGGGCUGGAUGGACACUGGACGGGCUCCCUCCCCCACUGCUCAGGAACCAGCACAGGUGCUUGUGGUGACCCUGGGAUCCCAGCCCAUGGCAUCCGACUGGGGGACAGCUUUGCCACGGGCAGUCUGAUGCGUUUCAGCUGUGAAGCUGGCCAUGUGCUCCGGGGAUCAUCAGAACGGACCUGCCAGGCCAGUGGCUCCUGGAGUGGCUCGCAGCCUGAGUGUGGAGUGAUCUCUUGUGGGAACCCCGGGACUCCAAGCAAUGCCCGCGUUGUGUUCAGUGACGGCCUGGUUUUCUCCAGCUCCAUCGUCUAUGCGUGUCGGGAAGGCUACUACGCCACAGGCCUGCUCAGCCGACACUGCUCCGUCAAUGGCACCUGGACAGGCAGCGACCCAGAGUGCACAGUCAUCAACUGCGGUGACCCUGGGAUUCCAGCCAAUGGCAUCCGGCUGGGCAACGACUUCAGAUAUAACAAAACAGUGGCAUUCCAGUGUGUCCCUGGCUACACGAUGGAGUCACACAGAGUGUCUGUGCUGAGCUGCACCAAGGACCGGACAUGGAAUGGGACCAAGCCAGUCUGCAAAGCUAUCAUGUGCAAGCCCCCUCAGCUCGUCCCCAAUGGGAAAGUGGUGGGUUCUGACUUCAUGUGGGGCUCAAGCGUAACUUAUGCCUGCCUUGAGGGAUACCAGCUGUCCUUGCCUGCGGUGCUCACCUGUGAGGGAAAUGGAUCCUGGACCGGAGAGCUACCUCAGUGCUUCCCUGUGUUCUGCGGAGAUCCUGGUGUUCCUCCCCGUGGGAGGAGAGAGGACCGAGGCUUCUCCUACAGGUCAUCUGUGUCCUACUCCUGCCAUCCUCCUCUGGUGCUGGUGGGCUCUCCACGGAGGUUUUGCCAGUCUGAUGGGACGUGGAGCGGCACGCAGCCCAGCUGCAUAGAUCCCACGCUGACCAUGUGUGCGGACCCCGGCAUGCCGCAGUUCGGGAUACAGAACAAUUCCCAGGGCUACCAGGUUGGGAGCACGGUGCUCUUCCGCUGUCAGAAAGGUUACCUGCUUCAGGGCUCCACCACCAGGACCUGCCUCCCCAACCUGACCUGGAGCGGGACGCCACCCGACUGUGUCCCCCACCACUGCAAGCAGCCAGAGACGCCAACACAUGCCAAUGUUGGGGCCCUGGACUUGCCCUCCAUGGGCUACACGCUCAUCUACUCCUGCCAGGAGGGCUUCUCCCUGAAGGGCGGCUCAGAGCACCGCACCUGCAAAGCGGACGGCAGCUGGACAGGCAAACCGCCCAUCUGCCUGGAGGUCCGGCCCAGUGGGAGACCUAUCAACACUGUACGGGAGCCUCCGCUCACUCAAGCCUCAGUUCCAGGGGAUGUUUUUGCCAAAAAUUCCCUAUGGAAAGGAGCCUAUGAGUACCAGGGGAAGAAGCAGCCAGCCAUGCUCAGAGUGACUGGCUUCCAGGUGGCCAACAGCAAGGUCAAUGCCACCAUGAUUGAUCACAGUGGUGUGGAGCUGCACCUGGCUGGACAUUACAAGAAAGAAGAUUUCCAUCUCUUACUCCAGGUCUACCAGAUCACAGGGCCUGUGGAGAUUUUUGUGAAUAAGUUCAAAGAUGACCACUGGGCUCUAGAUGGGCAUGUCUCUUCGGAAUCCUCUGGAGGCACCUUCAUCUACCAAGGCUCCGUCAAGGGCCAAGGCUUCGGGCAGUUCGGCUUUCAAAGACUUGACCUCCGGUUGUUGGAGUCAGACCACGAGUCCAUCGGCCGCCACUUUGCUUCCAAUAGCAGCUCCGUGGCUGCCGCCAUCCUGGUGCCUUUCAUUGCCCUCAUCAUCGCAGGCUUCGUGCUCUACCUGUACAAGCACAGGAGAAGACCCAAAGUCCCAUUCAAUGGCUACGCAGGCCAUGAGAACACCAAUGUGCGAGCCACGUUUGAGAACCCCAUGUACGAUCGCAACAUCCAGCCCACAGACAUCAUGGCCAGCGAGGCGGAGUUCACAGUCAGCACAGUGUGUACUGCAGUAUAGCCCCCAGAGCUGGCUGCCACCGCCACCGCCACCGAGAGCCCCGCCUUCAGCAGCUGCUCCCCAGGGGGCAGGAAGGAGCUCCCCUGAGCACAGUGCCCAGUGCCCAUCUUCGUCUGUCUCUCUGCCUGUGUCUGCCGCUGCUGGACUGGGGCCUUUGCCCGCCACCAUCUGCGCCUGCCACCCUGGAGAGGACUCCCUCUGUUUCCUGGAUUGGGGCAGUAAAGGAAGAGGAGGGGCUGCAGACAGGAAGAAGUUUAUGGAUUUAAGAUAGCAGAGCAACUGGUAGAUAUGUAUGCAUGUGUGUGUAUGUAUGUGCAUAUGUGCACAUGUGUGUGUGCAGGCUGUGUCCUAUGGAAGAGACUUUCUAAAAAGAAAAUGUGUGUGUGUAUGUGUGUGUGUGUGUACGAUGCCCUGUGCCCUGCUCCCCAUAAACACAAAGAAGAGGUGACGCAAGGAGGGGCCCAUCAGCUCUGAAACCGACCUGCCCCUAUCCCAUGUCCCAUGGGGGCCUGUGCCAUCUGCAUAGGAUGACUAUGGACAGGAAAGGAAAACAAGCCUGCCAUGGCACCCAACAAGGAAUGGCCUCCUCUUCCUGAGGUUCUCCUCCGUGCCUGACACUGUUCACAUGUAUCAUUUCUAGUCUGUAAACCACCACCAAAGCUGGAUUUGUUAUUAUUGUUUUACAAAUGGGGAAACAAGGCCCAGGAAGGUAGAGGCAUGAGCCACAAAAUAAGAAUCGAGCUAGAAUGCAGACUCAAAUUUCCUUCACCCCGAAGUCCACCUGCUGCCAGAAACCUAGGUCUGGAAGAGAGACCAGAGGCUGGAGGAACAGGGUAGUCCCUCCAUUGUCAUUGUGGCUAGGUCUAGCAGGACACACAGGGG